This is a messenger RNA of Macroventuria anomochaeta, 2830 nucleotides long. Its product is annotated as kinesin light chain 1. The record is from RefSeq and is a predicted model, not a curated record. The transcript is spliced from 3 exons. Lineage: Eukaryota; Fungi; Ascomycota; Dothideomycetes; Pleosporales; Didymellaceae. Bases 166 to 2760 code for a protein of 864 amino acids. Gene Ontology annotation, molecular function: protein binding.
CAACUUGCAGCCUGAUGCGUUGCGUGCUGAUACACGAGACUCGAGCAGGUCGAGAGACCUAUCCUGCUGUUCGACGCUUCCUAGCUCUCCCCGAUCCUACGCUCGCAUUGCGAUAAAACCGGACCUACGUUCUGUGCGCGUGUCCCCGGAGAAUAUGCGGACACUAUGAUGCGUCUUCUGAAGCACUUGCCAGGCGGCGGCUUCGGGCUAGUGUCUUUCAGCGACGACGACCCCCCUCCGUACGUCAUUUUUUCGCACACCUGGAUCGAGGGUCAGGAAGUCACGUACAAUGAGCUGGUGGCCGGUACAGGCAAGGAGAAGACUGGCUACGACAAGAUUCGCUUCUGCGGCGAACGAGCUGCAGAGGACGGCUUCGGGUACUUUUGGGUCGAUACUUGCUGUAUCAACAAGUCUACCAGCGAUGAGCUCAGUACAGCGAUCAACUCCAUGUUCCGCUGGUACCAGCGUGCAUCCAAGUGCUAUGUAUACUUGUCGGAUGUGUUCGUGCUGGACAAGGUCGCUGACGCUGAGGCUUCCUGGAUACCGUGGAACGGAGCCUUUCGACGGAGCCGAUGGUUCACGCGAGGCUGGACACUGCAAGAGCUGCUAGCGCCGCCGUGCGUCGAGUUCUUCUCCAAGGAGGGCAAGCAGCUGGGUAGUAGGAUAUCGUUGGAGCAGGAAAUCCACGAAAUCACCAAAAUUCCUAUCGGAGUUCUUAGAGGACAAAAUCUCGCUGAGUUCAGUGUUGAGGAGCGAAUGAGCUGGGCAGCACAACGUACGACGACGUUGAAGGAGGACAAAGUAUACUGUUUGCUGGGGAUCUUUGGCGUAUUCUUAUCGCUUAUAUAUGGAGAAGGGGAAGCAUAUGCCACGUUACGGCUGAGAGAGGAGAUACACAGGCGGCAGGAAGGGCAGAAAACAGAAAGGCUGCAUGACUUGUCCGUGUCAUCGGGGUUGCCUUUCCCAAGAAACGAACUAUUCGUUGGACGCAAAGACCAGCUUCGGACUCUCGAACAAUCCCUCCUUUCCCCCAAGACCCACCAACGCAUGACGAUAUAUGGACUGGGGGGCUCUGGGAAGUCAGCCCUUGCCCUUGAGUUUGCCUAUCGUGCACUCGCGAGAGAUGCUAAACGUCUGGUAUUCUGGGUGCCGGCUAUUAGCUAUGAGAGCUUUGAGUUUGCCUAUCGGGAGAUUGGAAUCCGCCUCUGCAUACCAGGAAUCAUGGACGACAACGCAGACAUCAAGAAGCUUGUCAAGGACACGUUAAGCUUAGGAAGCUUAGGCGACUGGCUGAUGAUUGUCGAUAAUGCUGACGAACCCGGAGUUUUGUUAGGUACCCUAGAUAACAACCUGAUGUCCGCUCGACUAAGCGACUGUCUCCCGCACAGCGUUAGAGGCACCAUCCUCUUCACCACUCGGAGCAGGAAGGCGGCCGAAGAUUUGACACCAAGCAGUGUCUUGGAGCUGGAUGAUAUGAGCAAAGCUGAAGCUAGGCAGCUGUUAGCGCGACGUUUGACAAAGCAAGCGCUGGUAAAUGACGAGAUGGCUGUUGACGAGCUGCUGGACACACUCACGUAUCUACCACUUGCUAUAGUGCAGGCAACCGCGUUCAUCAACAACAACGACAUGUCGGUAUCCGACUACAUAUCAUUGUUACAGCAUGCUGGUACAGAAUCUGAGCUCUUCAGCGAGCGCUUCAAAGACCCCAGCAGAUACGAAGAGAUGGACAGCACGAUCGCAAAGACGUGGCAUAUCUCUUUUGAUCAGAUACGCAAGCAAGACCCGCUUGCUGCAGAAUAUCUUUCGUUCAUGGCUUGCAUCGAUCGCAUUGACAUUCCCCAGUCGCUUUUACCUACUGGAGGCUCGUUGGUGCAGCAAGUGAAAGCGCUUGGGACACUGACAGGGUAUGCGUUCAUCACAGAGCGCCAACAGACGGUGCAAGAGUCCGGCGGAGAAAGGUUUUUUGAUAUGCACCGUUUGGUUCACAUGGCGUCUGUUUGGUGGUUGGAAGGACAUGGUGAGCGAGCAACCUGGGCGGGCACAGCAGUGGCCCGACUCAACGAGCUAGUGCCUUACGGCGGGCAUGAGAGGAAGGAAAUAUGGACGAUGUACCUCCCGCACGCCAUCUAUGUGGCUGGGCUUACCGGCACAGUGGACGAGACAGUAAGGGCUUCGCUUUUGGAUCGAGUGGGACGAUGUCAAGCAAGCCUCGGGCAAUAUUCAACAGCAGAAAGCACACACCGGCAAGGAUUGUGUUUGGUCGAGAAGGUGCUUGGGCCUGAGCAUCCAGACAUGCUAACGAGCAUGAGCAACUUGGCGCUUGUACUGGACAGCCAGGGCAACAUGAACAACUUGGCGCUUGUGCUAAACAGCCAGGGCAAGUACGAUGAGGCGGAAGCAAUGAAUAGGCAGGCACUGGCGCGGAUGGAGAAGGUGCUGGGGCGUGAGCAUCCCAACACGCUGUCGAGCAUGUACUGCCUUGCUUACCUGCUUGCGAAGCGACGUUGCUACGACGAAUCUCUUGCUCUGUACGAUGGAGUAUGCGCUGCGUACCACACCGUUCUUGGAGAGGACCAUCCAAUUACCCGCGCGUGUCGCCGACAUCGUUCCGAAACGCUUGCAUCGCAAGAGCAGUCUCGGGGGUUUCCCUCUCCAGCAACGCCAGACAACGGCGUACGCAUGCACACCGGCAAGAUCUCGAGGUUAUCACGCGGGCUGGCGAAGCUUAGGAUCAGAAACUCCAAACACGAUAGGAGAUAAGGGAGUAAUGUGUGGAUGUACCAAAACAAUACAACAUAAAGCAGACACAAACUUGCGACUGACUAUCAAC